This is a messenger RNA of Brenthis ino (lesser marbled fritillary), 1272 nucleotides long. NCBI's taxonomy places the organism in Eukaryota, Metazoa, Arthropoda, Insecta, Lepidoptera, Nymphalidae. The record is from the annotation of a GenBank genome assembly.
AUGGCUGACACCGGUCUACGUAUGAAUUUCGCUGCAUUAAAGAGGGCAGAUCCAUAUGCCAGAGAAAUAAUUGACAGUGCUACCCACGUAGCACUUUAUACUUUUGAAGAAAACGAAUGGGAAAAAACUAACAUCGAAGGUGCUUUGUUUGUGUACAGUAGAAAUGGUGAACCUUACCACAGUUUGGUGAUUAUGAACAGAUUAAAUACGAAUAAUCUAAUUGAGCCUGUUUCUAAAGGAAUCGAAUUGCAAUUAAAGGAGCCGUUUCUAUUAUAUAGGAACGCGAAGUGUCGUAUUUACGGCAUAUGGUUCUACGAUAAAGACGAGUGCGUAAGGGUGGCGACAAAAUUGAAUUCCAUAGUAAAAGCGCCGAAUGAUAUGCCACAAAAUCCAGUGUACCCUCCGGCAGCCAAGCCAAGUUCGUCUGUUGAUAUAUUUAGCAUGCUGAGCAAAGCGCAAGAUGAUUUUAAUUCUAAUAAGGGUUUGACGCCAAAUAAGAAUGAGUCGACUCCAUCGCGAGCACCUGACAUGGCAUCACAAAGUGUAAUGGACUUUUUUGCAAAAGCAGGCAGCGGUGCAGCAGCUGCUCAAAUGCCAGCUGUCUCUUCACUUCCAUCUCCAGGAAUCUUUGGACCGCUGCCAAGUGAUUCUCGAGAAGCGCCUUUACUAUUGCAAAGGCUUAUGAGUAAUCCUGCCCAUUCGGUGGAGCAUAUUGAAAAACAACAGCGGUCUGUCACUCCACAGGAUGCCCAAACAUCUAAUGGCAAUAUUUCUUUAGAUCCAAAUUUGAGGCAAAACAAUUCAUUUUCACUUAAAUCUACUCCUAUUGAAAAGCAAAAUCAGCAAAGGAUAAAUCUCAAGAAAAUGCAACAAUUAGAGAAUGUGGAUAAUAAUGGUCCGAAUCCAUUAGAAGCUGAGUUAAAUUUGAUGCAUAUUUCUUCACCUAAACCUACAUCACCUUUAGCAGCCUAUUUGAAUCAAUCUCAAGAUAUUACUCACCAAGUAGGUUCUUAUAAUGGUGGAAAGCUAGAAGAUGUGGGAGGUAUUUUUUCAAUUACUAAUGUUUUAGCGAACCAACAAAAGCCAGCUCUUAUGCCUCCUACUAUGUUCACUGCAACGCCGGGCAAUGAAAUUCAUCAGUCACCAGAGCCAUUAACCAGAAAUCAGCUUUUGCAGGCCUUCAAUUAUCUCCUUAAACAUGAUACUGACUUUGUUAACAAAUUACAUGAAGCAUACGUCAAAUCCUUUUCAGAAAAGGCUUUUUCUGUUUCA